Egretta garzetta (little egret) is the source of this 4692-nucleotide messenger RNA. It is a transcript of the gene FMN2, whose product is annotated as formin 2. The transcript has 18 exons. Gene Ontology annotation, cellular component: cytoplasm; endoplasmic reticulum membrane; nucleus. Gene Ontology annotation, biological process: intracellular transport. The record is from RefSeq and is a predicted model, not a curated record. Lineage: Eukaryota; Metazoa; Chordata; Aves; Pelecaniformes; Ardeidae. Bases 1 to 4692 code for a protein of 1563 amino acids.
AUGGGGAAUCAAGAUGGGAAGCUAAAGAAAAACACAGGUGAUGUGCAUGAAGGAGGGGAGGAUGCCUCUGGGCCCAAGGAUACAGACAGCACAAAGAAGGUAUCAGGCAGCAGAAGGGGACUGGGGAAGCAUGCAAAAGGAAGUGAAUCUGGUAAGAAGAAGGGUAAAUCGGACUCGAGGGCCUCGGUGUUUUCAAAUCUGAGAAUCAGAAAAAAUCUGUCCAAGGCUAAAGACGGGAAUAGUAGUUCACGGGAGGAUGUUUUGGAAAGCCAGGCCCUGCAGGCUGGAGAGCUGGACAGUACUCAUUCAAUUGUAACCAAAACUCCAGAUAUAAGCAUCUCUGCAGAUGAAGGGGGUCUCUCAGACACAGAUGUGGAACAUUUUGAAAUCAGAAAUGAAACUGUCCCAGCUGCUGCAGAGACACAGGAUGGACAAAGAACCAGCUCUGGCUCUGAUACGGAUAUAUACAGUUUCCAUUCAGCCACAGAACAAGAGGAUUUGCUUUCUGAUAUCCAGCAAGCUAUUAGACUGCAGCAGCAGCAGGGUGCAAUUAACAUUGGAACUGAGGACGUUGUCACCAAAACAAUGGGCCAACACAUGGCUAAUUCGCAAGCAGCCCCCUUAGAUUUUGAACGGUUUCUUUCAGUAACUGCCACUGACAAAGUGGGGAGCCCAGACACUGAGGGGGCUUUUCCAGCGAUAUCUGAAAUUGUGGAAAACAUUCCCAUCUCCGGUGCAACUGAACAUGAACUGAAAGGGGUGGUAAAAGGCACAGGCUCUCCUGGUAAUGGCUUAUUUGAAACACAAGAACGUAAGCUAUUGAUUGAGGAAGAAGAACAGCUCGUUGCUGGAGUGGAUGCUGUAGCUAGUGAACUAGAAGACAAUUUAAAUAGAACUGCAGUAGAAAACAGGUCUCAGACACACAGUUCCACACGACCUUUUCCAACCUCGGUAGCAGAUGCUGAGACUAAAAUUGCUGAAGUGCAGGCUGUUGAUUUGCAGGACUCGGUAACAGAGGACGGGAUUUCAGAUACAGGCCAUGAUCAUGCUGCUGAGACUCAGGAAGGGAAACACACACUGUCAGCCAGUCAAGAGGACCUGCAUAAUGGUUUAUCCACAGAAAUGAAAAAUGGCAUUUUGUCCUCCGAGGGGACAGCAGGCAGUCUGAUGCUUGGUUCCCGAUGUUUUAAGCCCUAUCUAAUUAAUCCUUGUUACAUCAAAACCACAACUAGACAACUGAGUUCUCCCAACCAUUCACCAUCUCCCUCCCCAUCCCAGAGCCCACUUUUUACAAGGAGGCAGGAGUCCUUCCACAAAAAAGAAAAAGCCUCAAUCAAGAAGCAGAGGUCUGCUAGUUUGGCAGGUUUAUUUAGUCGUUCUGCAGACUGGACAGAAGAGAUAUCUAAUCACAAGUGCGAGAUAACGCAGAAGGUGGGCUCUGUGGGCUACUUGGAGCACAAGGGGUUUAGAGAGAAAUUUCAAACAGAAAGAGUGCCUUUGACUCAUUCAAGAAAGUCCUCAGGGGUGCAAGCUUCUACAGAGACAUUUCCCAAUGUCUUUUCAGGGCGAACUCUGUUGGAGAAGCUCUUCAACAAGCAGGAAAAUGCACCGCAAGAAGAAGCAGAAAAACUAUGUUCUCGCAUUAUUGCGAUGGGUCUUUUGCUUCCAUUCACUGACUGCUUCCGAGAACCAUGUAAUCAGAGUGCCCAGCAAAGCACGCCCAUGUUUGAUCAAGACCAGCUUUAUACCUGGGCUGCAGUUAGCCAACCCACACAUUCGUCAGAUUACAUCGAAGGAAGCUUUCCAAGGAGAAUUCCAUCUGUGUGGCCCCCACCCAAACCUCCAGAUGAAGAACAAAGACUCAAAAUUACAAAAGAAGAGUUGAAAUCUACUGUCCUAGAAACAGAGAAUCAAUGCAUAGAAGAUGUUCAGCGGGUACAGGAUGAUUUUGAGGGGAAAUCUGAGGAGCGUGCCAGUGUCAUCCAACAACUUGAGCAAACUAUUGAGGAUCUGAGGACCAAAAUUGCAGAACUAGAGAAACUGUUCCCAGCUGCAGAGGUGCAGACUGCUGGGAGGGAGCAGGACAAUGAGUACAUGCAUGCAGUCUGUGGGGAACUCAGCAGUGUGACUCUUCAAAGGAAUGGAGAGGAGACCGUACCCAGGACUGUGUCACAAGCAAGAUCUGUACAGACGUCACCAACAGAGGAUUAUUCAACACACACAAUGCCUUCAGCCAAUGCACUGCCACAGCCACCCCCGCUACCACACUUAGAAGGGGGCAAAAGUGAAAGGCCAACUCAGAAAUUGCCAGCUCUGGAACUACAGCCCACAUUUUGUUCUGAAAUCUCCUUAAUUCUGUCGCCGAAGCUGAUCUCGGUGCCACUGGAUGCAAGCCAAUCAGUACAGAGUAUGCCGCAGUCACCUCUUCCAGGACCCAAAGUUAAUUUGUCCCUUGCAUUUGAAGGAGAGACUGAAAUGCCAGCUUCCCAUCAGCCUCUAAGUACUGUAGAUAUGACUUGUAGUGAACAACCUCGUCCUUUGCCCCCCGAGCCCACAGGUAGCAUUCCCCCAUCACUGCCAGCCACCAAACCGACUGCUCCCCUGUCUGCAGUACAAGGCCCUUCCCUUGCCCCCCCUGUGUCCAUGGCAAGCGUACCACUCCCACCACCCCUGCCCAGCUCAGGACUCCCUCCUUCUGCUGGCUCAGCAGUGCCACACCUGGACCACUCUCUGCCAGGCAUGCCCCCCCCACCCCCUCCUCCUCCACCUUUGCCAAGUGGGGAGAUAUCGAUGCAGCCCCCAGCCACUCCUCUCCCAUGUGCUGGAGUACCACCACCACCUCUACCACCACCUUUGCCUGGAGCAGAAGUCCCACCUGCUCUGCCCGGAUGGGGCAUCGCACCUCCCCCUCCACCACCACCUUUACCUGGGGCUGGUGUCCCUCCCCCACCUCCUCCUCUGCCUGGACUGGGAAUGCUACCCCCAGCACCACCUCUGCCUGGAGCAGGACUGCUACCACCUCCCGCACCUCUGCCCAGAGGGGGCAUCCCACCACCUCCACCUCCUCCUCUACCACCUCCUCUGCCUGGUGCAGGUGCCCCUCCUCCACCUCCUCUGCCUGGUGCAGGUGCCCCUCCUCCACCUCCUCUGCCUGGUGCAGGUGCCCCUCCUCCACCUCCUCUGCCCCCUCCUUUGCCUGGGUUGGGGAUGCCACCUCCAGCCCCACCACUUUUACCAGGAGAAGUGCCACCCCUUCCAGUGCCAGCCCAGGGCAGCACCUACCCAGCAGUCCCACAGGUAUGUGGGUUUCUUCCUCCUCCGUUACCAUCUAGUUUGUUUUCAAUGGGGAUUAAUCAGGAGAAAGGGAGCAGGAAACAUGUGAUAGAGCCUUCUCGACCAAUGAAGCCUCUUUACUGGACAAGAAUUCAGCUCCACAGUAAAAGAGAUUCUAGUGCUUCACUUGUGUGGGAAAAAAUUGAAGAGCCUUCCAUAGAUUAUCAUGAGUUUGAAGAACUGUUUUCUAAAACAGCUGUUAAAGAGAGGAAGAAACCCAUUUCGGACACCAUUACAAAAACAAAGACUAAACAAGUUGUCAAGUUGUUAAGUAACAAAAGAUCUCAAGCUGUUGGAAUAUUAAUGUCUAGCCUUCAUUUAGACAUGAAGGACAUUCAGCAUGCUGUCGUGAACUUGGACAACUCUGUGGUUGACCUAGAGACCCUUCAAGCCCUGUAUGAGAAUAGAGCACAAUCAGAUGAAUUAGAAAAAAUAGAAAAGCAUAGCAAGGCAUCCAAGGAAAAAGAAAAUGCCAAGUCUUUGGAUAAGCCAGAACAGUUCCUCUAUGAACUGUCACUAAUUCCCAACUUUUCAGAACGUGUAUUUUGCAUCCUGUUCCAAUCAACGUUUUCAGAAAGCAUUUGUUCAAUCCGUCGCAAACUUGAAUUGUUACAGAAACUGUGUGAGACAUUGAAAAAUGGGUCAGGAGUUAUGCAGGUUCUGGGUUUGGUACUUGCUUUUGGAAAUUACAUGAAUGGUGGAAACAGGACACGAGGACAGGCUGAUGGGUUUGGACUAGAUAUCCUGCCAAAACUGAAAGAUGUCAAGAGCAGUGACAACAGCAGGAGUCUUCUAUCUUACAUUGUCUCAUACUAUUUGCGUAAUUUUGAUGAGGAUGCUGGAAAAGAACAAUGCAUCUUUCCUCUUCCAGACCCGCAAGAUCUCUUCCAGGCUUCACAAAUGAAGUUUGAAGACUUUCAGAAAGAUCUUCGCAAAAUGAAGAAAGAUUUGCGAGUGUGUGAGACAGAAGCAGCAAAAGUUUAUCAGCUAUCACUAGAAGAGCACCUCCAGCCUUUCAAAGACAGCAUGGAGCAAUUCAUUAGUCAAGCUAAAAUAGACCAAGAAAAUGAAGAUAAGUCACUGACAGAAGCACAUAAAAGCUUUUUGGAAACUGCAGCCUAUUUCUGUAUGAAACCAAAAAUGGGAGAGAAAGAGGUGUCCCCACAUUCUUUCUUCAGUAUUUGGCAUGAAUUCAGUUCUGACUUCAAAGACUUCUGGAAGAAGGAAAACAAACUUAUUCUUCAAGAAAGAGUUAAAGAAGCAGAGGAAGUCUGCAGGCAGAAAAAGGGGAAGUCGCUAUACAAUAUAAGACCAAAACAUGACUCUGGAAUUAAAGCAAAGAUAAGUAUGAAAAUCUGA